UUUAUUUUCAAAUUUAGUAUCUGGACUCCAUAAAGCCUACCUUCAUCAGAAGACCAAUGCUAGAAAAAAAGUGGUUGUUUGAAUGUAACUGUGCCAGGUGUACAGAUCCUACAGAGGGCGGGACUUAUCUCUCCGCCCUACUCUGUAGAACAGGAAAAUGCGGGGGAGCAGUGCUUCCUUUGGAUCCCACAGAUGGCAGCAGUGAAUGGAGAUGCAGAAAGUGCAAUACUGAAAUUGACACUUCUCUUGUUAUAAAGAUAGUUACCAGUAUUUCCUCACAAAUAGAUAACCCGAGUCCUGGUGUUCAACCGAUCUAUUUCUAUGAAAAGCUGAUUUCUCUUUACUCUAAUAUUCUUCAUCCUUCACAUUAUCUCAACUAUCAGAUGAAAGAAAGAUUAAGUAUCCUGUACGGAAAUAUUCCAGGAUUUCUCCUCAAAUCUAUGACAAGACCCCAACUGGAUAGAAAGAUACAGGUUUGUCUCGAAGUCCUGGAUGUUCAGAAUAAGUUGUAUCCUGGUCAUUCAAGUAUUAAAAUCAAAAUUUUAGGAGAACUGAACAAGACAAGAUUGUGCACUGUAAAAAGAGACGUAGAUCACGGAAUUCUCUUAAGAGUUUGUUACGAGAACAUUCUUAGGAGUGAAGAAGACCUGAAGAAAUAUUUACAAUUGUACAAAACCAAAUUUUUUAAUAAAUAAAACGAAUUCUUCAGUUGAAU
Eurytemora carolleeae is the source of this 715-nucleotide messenger RNA. RefSeq names its product protein msta. The transcript has 8 exons. The record is from RefSeq and is a predicted model, not a curated record. The coding region runs from base 57 to 695 and encodes 212 amino acids. Gene Ontology annotation, molecular function: protein binding. Lineage: Eukaryota; Metazoa; Arthropoda; Copepoda; Calanoida; Temoridae.